Molecule: messenger RNA, 577 nt
Organism: Rhizophagus irregularis DAOM 181602=DAOM 197198
Lineage: Eukaryota; Fungi; Glomeromycota; Glomeromycetes; Glomerales; Glomeraceae
Source: RefSeq, a predicted model, not a curated record
GCAAAGUAUGUGACUUAUGUUCUAGGCUUCGAUAUACGUAAUACUGUUAGCGAAUCAGUUUUUUUUAACAUCAUAAAAUUGUUUUUUUUAUAAUGAACGGGCACACUCUUCUCUUAUUCCAAAAGGAUAAUAAUCCCGAUUCGCGUACUUGGACUGAACACGAGAAUAUAACUUUGGCGGUUGAAGCUAUAAUUGCAAUGUAUGAAACGCGGCUCGCAGAGUCACAUCCAACUCGUGGUCAUAUUCAUUAUCAAGUUGGUGAUCUAAUAGGAUUUAUUGGUCAAUGUAGAGAAUUCGCAGCACUUGUGUAUGAUCAGAUGAUAAAUGCUUAUGUACCAAAAGACAAAGCUUGGUUACAAGAAAAAAUCGUUACUCACUUGAGAAAGAAGCUCGAAAAUCAAAAUCACAUUAAUGGUGGAACUGUAAAUGGUCAUCAAAGUGGAAAAAGAAAUAAUAGAGGAUUCUAGUAAAUAAAAAGCUGAAAGGAAAUUUGCUGCAACAUAACCAGACAAAUGAAUAUUAAAAUUACAAAAAAAAAUUAGGGUUGGUUAUGCUUGUAAAUUAUUUUAAUUACUAA